Molecule: messenger RNA, 2541 nt
Organism: Orbicella faveolata
Lineage: Eukaryota; Metazoa; Cnidaria; Anthozoa; Scleractinia; Merulinidae
Source: RefSeq, a predicted model, not a curated record
AUGGGCCCUGACGACAGGAAAGUGUGGUCACGAGACCUCGAGCGGGAAGGGAAGCUAGCGACUCUCCAAGGGCUACUGAGCUGGAUGACAUCUGAAAUGAAGUCACGCAUGCGCGCCAUCGCGCCAGUGAGAAGUGAUUCGAGCCACCGGUCGAUCAACCAUUUUAAAACAGAGGAGGAUAGCCAAGAAAAGCAUAAAUGUUGGAUCUGCAGGGUCUCGACGCACUGGCCAGACCAAUGUCGCAAAUUCCAAUCACUUAGCAUUGAUGAUCGCAUUAAAGCCAUUAAAGAUAACCACGCGUGUUUUAGUUGCUUGAAAAAGGCCGGAAGGAAUCAUCGAGCGUUUAACUGCAGUAGACGCAAAAAAUGUGUCAGGUCGGAGAAUGGCCAGGAAUGUCAGGCAUACCAUCACCCACUCCUGCAUAAAACAGCAGCUGUGGGCGUCGCAGCAGCGGCUGCACUUGACAGCGUUGGAAUCAUCUUACCAGUAGUAACCGCCACACUUCAAGGCCAAGGCGGAAUGCAAAAGCAAGGGAACAUUUUGUUGUACUCUGGAGCACAGAUCAGCCCGAUUCGAAGUGAAACCGCUGCCUCGUUAGGCUUGAAAGGAAGGGACACUUCCAUAACGAUCACGAAAGUUGGUGGAGACGAGGAAACGAUUACGACUAAAGUCUACAAGGUACCAGUUUGGAUUCCCGACCGUGGUAACACGUACUCUGUGAAGACAAUCGGAAUCACACAUAUCAGCGACGAUGCCACACCAGUGCAGAUAAGGCCAAUUGCUAAGCAGCUCGGUAUACAGAACGAGAAGAUUCGCCGCGGAAAGGGACCGGUUGACCCGCUCAUUGGCAUCGACCACGCCCAGUUACACACAGGCAAAACAAAGCAGUCCGGACAGCUAGUAGCAAGAAAGACACCUCUAGGAUGGGUACUGUUCGGAGGCAAUUCAUCAGGUACCGAGGCAGCCAGUCAAAUCUACCACGUGGCGUACGCAACACCAGUGGAUUUAACCGAUUUUUGGAAGACCGAGGUCAUGGGGGUAGAAGUGAAACCCUGCAUCUGCGACGCGGACAAGUUAAGUCAAAUUGAGAGAGAGGAAGCUGAGAUUAUUAGCAGUUCAUGUAAGAAAAUUGGAGACCAGUGGCUAGUCCCAUACCCCUGGAAAAAGAACCCGAUGCUUCUCCCAGAUAACAUGGCCGUAGCAACAAAACGACUGGAGGCUACGGAGCGACGACUUCAGAAAAAUCCUGAGCAUGCUACCGCGUACAACAAGCAAAUGAAUGAGAUGUGUGAAAUGGGGUUCGCCAGGAAGCUCACAGAGGACGAAUGGACAAGCUAUCAGGGACCUGUGCAUUACAUAAGUCACCAUGAAAUAGUUCGCCCUGGAAACCGAAGCACCCUAAUCCGUAUUGUCUUCAAUUCUUCUUCCAGUUAUCAAGGGCAUGUUCUCAAUGACUACUGGAUGAAAGGGCCGGACUUGUUGAAUGACUUGUUUGGAGUUAUUCUGCGAUUCAGGGAGAGAGAAUGUGCAUUAAUGGGAGACUUGUCCAAGAUGUACCACAGGGUCCUAAUACCGGAAGUACCAGAUCAACAUGUUCAUCGCUAUCUAUGGCGAAACAUGGAAACUGAAAGACCGCCAGAUGUCUAUGUAAAAACGGUUUUGACAUUCGGAGAUAAACCCGCACCGGCUAUGGCGCAAAUUGCCUUAAGGAAAACUGCAGAGGAAGGCGAAGAGCUGUAUCCCGAGGCAGCGAAGGUGCUGAAGGAAGACGUAUACAUGGAUGACAUUUGCCACUCAGAGGACACUGUACAAGAAACUCGAAAGGUAGCUGAAGAUUUAGCCGGAGCCGUAGAGCCGCCACUCCUGUGCGUCUUCUCAGAUGCGUCAACCGAAGCUUUUGGGUGUUGCGCAUACAUCAGGAAGAAGAAUCCAGACAGCACUUAUGAAGUUAAACUAGUAGCUGCUAAGUCACGAGUAGUCCCCCUCAAACAGCUGACCGUCCCGCGCCUCGAGCUGCAAGCUGCGGUACUCGCCUCCCGACUCGCCAAGACAAUACGGAAAGAGUCUAGGAUACAGUUCAAGUCCGUACAAUUUUUCACAGACAGCACUAUCACCUUGGCUUGGAUAAAAAGUCCUUCACGCGCCUUCAAGCCAUUCGUAUCUGCAAGAGUCGGAGAGAUUCAAAGUAAUUCCGAACCAAGUCAGUGGAGGUAUAUUCCUGGAGAGGUAAACGUGGCUGACGACCUUUCCAGAGGAAUUAGCGUUCAGGAUUUGAUGGGAAGAUGGAGUGAAGGACCAGAGUUUCUACGACUUCCGGAAGAACUCUGGCCACAGCCAGACGCAGUGCAGGCACCACCAGAAGAGCACAUGGAGCGCCGGCGAGUAGAAGCGGUUUGUCAGGUAAAGAUAACUGAAAAUCCGAUUGACCCUCAAGCGUUUUCCAGCUGGAGGAGACUGAUUAGAGUCACAGCACGUAUAAGGAGAUUGGCCGGAAAAUACGUCUCAGGAAACACGCCCAAGAGGGGCGCCAGGGUUCGUUAA